AUGGCAACAACAAGCGACGCACCCACCAAUCCCCGCGGCAUCCCCUUCGCCCCCUUCGUCGACAACGUCGCCGACUACUGCACCACCCGCGCCGAAGUCGAACCAACCCUAAAGUCCUUUUCCGAAAUGAUUCAAAAGUACCAAUUCAUGGAGGUAAACACCUCUCGCCGCGCCGCCGGCCUGCGCGAAAAGAUUCCCGACAUCUCAAAGACGUUGGAUACGGUCAAGUUCCUAAAGAGCAGGGAUGAAGGCGCUGAAGAGUUGGAGAGCUUUNUUGAGUUGAAUGAUACGCUGUAUGCAAAGGCCAAAGUGCCAAAGACGGACGAGGUGUAUCUGUGGUUGGGUGCUAAUGUCAUGUUGGCGUAUCCCAUGGAGGAGGCUGAGGAGUUGUUGGAGGGCAAGUUGGAAGCAGCGAAGAGUGGAUUGGAGAAUGCAGAGGAGGAUAUGGAUUUCUUGAGGGAGCAGAUUACGGUGAGUUUCUUCCUUCUCGGGUCUGUGAAGUGGACAAGGGCUAACAGAUUAUGCACAACAGNNACACUCGAGGUAGCUACUGCCCGUGUCUACAACUGGGAUGUCGGCAUGCGCAGAAAGGAAAAGGCCGAGGGCAAGACCUCUGAACCGAGCGAUUGA
This is a messenger RNA of Aureobasidium uvarum, 630 nucleotides long. NCBI's taxonomy places the organism in Eukaryota, Fungi, Ascomycota, Dothideomycetes, Dothideales, Saccotheciaceae. The record is from the annotation of a GenBank genome assembly.